CUGCAUUGUAGAGAACUGCAGCAACCAAAAAUAUAUAAAUUAUUAAUGUUUUAUGGAAGACAAUCUUUCAAAAAAAAAGAAAAAGAAAAAAAAAUAAUGUUAACGUGUGACUUUUUUAUGGGUUUUGCGUUGAAUCCUCAAACGGGCUGACUUGGCAUUAAAAAAAAUGGUCCACAGGUACUGGGCCUUUAAUUGUUUUGCAUCCGGAGCAGCUCCCUCUUUUCCACAGGCAGACACAGGCCAGGAUCCUGCCGACAACAAGCCAGCUAUAUCUGGUGCGUUAACAAGUGUGCUGCUGCGGCUGCCCAGUGGUCCACUAUGGCCCAGAACCAGGUGAUCCUGCAGUUCCGAUUCGCCACGUUUGGGGACUCCAUGCUGCAGAAGAUGAACCUUCUCCGACACCAGAGACGCUUCUGCGACGUCGUCGUUCGCAUCAACCAGCUGGAGGUCCCCGGCCAUAAAGUGGUGUUUGCUGCCGGCUCGUCUUUCCUGAGAGACCAGUUCAUCCUGCAGCAGGACUCCAGGGAGGUCCAGAUCUCCAUGAUUCAGGAGGCGGAAGUUGGCCGGCAGCUGCUGCUCUCCUGCUACACCGGCCAGCUGGAGUUUCCUGAGCUGGAGCUCGUGCAUUACCUGACGGUGGCCAGCUUCCUCCAAAUGGGCCACAUCGUGGAGCAGUGCACCCAAGCCCUCAACAAGUUCAUCAAACCUCAGGCCUCACGCCAGCUGGAGGUGGAUCUGGACCUGCGGAGGGAAAAGGGAGACGAGGGUCCGUCCUCCCAGGCUCAAAGGGAGCAGGAGCGGUCUCAGGUGCGGAUUGUACCUGAGGGAGAGGAGGAG
Molecule: messenger RNA, 837 nt
Organism: Poecilia latipinna (sailfin molly)
Lineage: Eukaryota; Metazoa; Chordata; Actinopteri; Cyprinodontiformes; Poeciliidae
Product: zinc finger and BTB domain-containing protein 26-like
Exons: 2
Biological process (GO): regulation of transcription by RNA polymerase II
Molecular function (GO): protein binding; RNA polymerase II cis-regulatory region sequence-specific DNA binding; DNA-binding transcription factor activity, RNA polymerase II-specific
Source: RefSeq, a predicted model, not a curated record